Schistocerca nitens (vagrant locust) is the source of this 933-nucleotide messenger RNA. RefSeq lists its product as uncharacterized. The transcript has 4 exons. Lineage: Eukaryota; Metazoa; Arthropoda; Insecta; Orthoptera; Acrididae. The coding region runs from base 66 to 863 and encodes 265 amino acids. The record is from RefSeq and is a predicted model, not a curated record.
AAUACCGGGUAUAUAUAGGAAAUGAAGACUUGCGAGUGGCACAUUUGGAGACCUACAGCCUCAACAUGAAGACCACGUUUGCUGUUGUCGUCGCAGCCGUCUGUCUUGCCGUCUCCCCAGGGGAUGCAGCCUCGCUGGAGGGAGCUUUCGUGAAUGCGACACGGAUCAUCCCUGCUCCCAGCAUAGCAUACUACUCCGUGAAUGGGACAGCCAUGAAGGAGAUGAUGAUAGCCGCUGUCUCUUCUUACCUUGCCAACAUGACGGACGGAAUCGGCUUCCAGACAGCCAACGCAGCCCGGUGGACUUUCAGGUCGAUUCGCAACAUGCAGGAGGGCAUAGAAUACGCUGUUAACAACAUCCAGAGUGGAGUCAAUGAUUCAUUCGACAACAUCCUGCCAGUGCUGGCCACAGCCUACCGCAACUUCUCUUCUGCUGUCAAGGGUGGCUUGAGAUCCACGAAACACUUCAAUUCACAAGGGAACUUGAGAACAGGUGCUGGACAGCAGAGGGACAGCGGCAUUUGGACUCUGGACGAGGCGUUCGUCCACCUGCCGGAGACAGUGGCACUGGAGCUGCAGCGGCUGCACGACUGGAUCCUCGACUUUGCUUACAUCGGCAUCUCAAACGCCACUGCCGAGCUGCCGGCUAUCAUGGAGGAACGCCGGGUGACGUCGCUGUACCCUAGAGCGGCGGCUGCCAUGGUGCUGGCGAACAGUUACCACCAGAGCUACGACCAGCUGUUCCAGGAGUACUCCAGCCCAGACAUCUACAGCGACUACGCUGCAGCUCGUGACGAACUGCUCUCCCUGGAAAUUGAGGGAAGAGCUGCAUCCAUGGACAAGGAACACGUGUUGGUUGUUUGAUCACAACAUUGCAUUUUGAGGCUGUAUACUAGGAUGUACGGAUCAAUAAAUAUCACUCAAGCACAUUAAA